Molecule: messenger RNA, 805 nt
Organism: Colletes gigas
Lineage: Eukaryota; Metazoa; Arthropoda; Insecta; Hymenoptera; Colletidae
Product: SOSS complex subunit C
Exons: 4
Coding region: 337-645 (102 amino acids)
Biological process (GO): DNA repair
Cellular component (GO): nucleus; nucleoplasm; SOSS complex
Source: RefSeq, a predicted model, not a curated record
UUCAUUAAUUCCAUUUACACUUUUUGGAAAAUAAAUUAGGAAAUCCUUAAAUAACGCAAUAAUAUUUGAGGGUUAUUCAAUGAACUGGAAUGAACACUGUUAUCGUAGAAACUGAUAAGAUUCUGUCUAAAUGGAAAGACACAUAUGACACUAAUAUUAAACGAACAAAGUGACUUUUUCAGAGUUUCUUAAUUUAAAGAGGUUAAGGAUUAAAAAGUACGUUAUAAGCAACCGAUAGUGUAACCUAUUUCCGAUUACACGCCUGACCUUUUGUUCCAUAAAUUGGAGACGUUAUAAAACAUUCCACUAUUUUGAAACCAGGAAUCUAACUUUUUGAUGGCUUUUUCACAAUCGAAUUCAAGAGAAUUACAAAACAGAAAAAUCUUAGAAGAAUUGCAACUGAAGAAGCAAAUGUUAUUAAAACAAGGUGUGGCACCGACAUUGAACACUUCAUUAGCUGUUACAUCAACAGGUUCCCCUUCUAAUUUGCCUUCUGCACAACCUACCGAUGGUGUUACAAUGAGUGCAUCGCAAAGAGCUGCCUUGCAUAAUGCGCAUGCAGCCUCAUCAGGAUACUUUGUGACACAAGACUCUUCUUUUGGCAAUUUAAUUUUACCUGUUCUACCCAGGUUUGAUGCUAAAUGAAAAAGUUAAUUAACAUAUAUUGAAAUUGUAAAUAAUAAAUGGUGUCAAAGACUGUACAUAUAAAUAAGUGUGACUAAAGCAACUUUAAGAGUUAAAUAGUUUUUGGAGUAUAUCUCCUAUAAAACUAAAGGACGAUACAGAGUGCAAAUAACAAAAUAUA